CAGUACUGUAAUUCUUUUCUGUGCUUUAAAAAAUAAUUAAAUUCAGUCCUGUGAAUUCGAAACCAAGUUGUUUUAAUAUUUUGAGCCACGAAGUGUAAUCAUUGGUCAGCUUCGAGCCCAGAUUUGCGCCAGAAAUCAAUAAUCAAGAAGAUUCGCUACAGGCGUGGCUAGUGGCGGUGGAGGUCAUUUGGACAAAGAACUUUGGAAAGAAUUUCAGGAGUGAAUCUCGGACAAAGUCGGUAUAAUUUGUGCCUUAGCCCUUUUGUGUUAAUAGGAUGUUUGUAAAUUUGUUAUUUCAAAGAAAAUUUUGUUCAGUUAGGUUAUGUUGUACAUGUUACAUUGUGAUAAAUUGUAGUGAAAGUUGAACUUAAAACUGUUAAAUUGUGACAAUAUUUCUGCUUAGAUUAAAUAUAUUUUAACAUUCAACAUUAAGUAGCAUGUUUACAGCCAAAUAGAUAUAGACUACACAUUGUAAUAUUGCUUAAAUUUACAAACUAGGUACCUACUUAACUUUAAAGAUUUUUACAAACUUUUGACAUUGAAUUAUUUUAUGAAUUAUUUUUGUUGUUUAGGUGUCUAAGUGUAAAAUAAGAACUUGUUUAUAUAGUUAUUUAAGCGAAUUCUGUAUCAAAUUCCAGGAUUUUACAACCAUCUCCCAAAUAUGGCAGAAAAGGCUGAAAUUGUGAGAGAAAUUGCUGAGUUAACUAAGAAACGAAGCAGUUAUAAAGGUCGGAUCACAAUUUUUUCUGGCUAUUUGAAAUCACUGGACAGUAGCACAGCUUCACCAACUACUAAGGACAUUAGUGAGUUGGAAUUACGCAUAGACAAGCAGAAGCCGGCUGUGCGUAGCGAGAGCACUGAAAGUGUCAGCGCGACUCCCUCCACCACCAAUCCAAGUAAUAACUUAACCUUAUCAGCGAGCGUGUCGUCCGCGAGUCUUAAUGUAAAUAGUCGUCGCGGGGACGUUCUAUUAUCGACUGCGUUAGUUAAGUUAUAUGAUUCAAAUAAUCGCGAACAUAUCGGACGCGCUGUUUUGGAUUCUGGUAGCACUUCCAGCCUACUGUCAGAAAAGAUGUUUCGUCAGUUAAAUCUGCCUUAUAAUCAUAUCGAUCAAUCUGUACUGGGUAUUAAUAAUGCAUCCACGCAUAUUAAUAAAAUGUGUCGUUUACGGUUGAAGUCGUUAAAUGACACAUUUAUGACUAAUUUACAUUGUUUUGUUUUGCCUUCGUUAACAGAUAAUGUACCGUGUCGUUCGCUCGACAUUUCAAAACUCAAUCUACCUACUGACGUUUGCUUAGCGGAUCCUCAUUUCUACGCACCGGCGUCAGUGGAUUUAAUAUUAGGUGCUGAUAUUUUCUGGGACAUUAUAGGAUCGCAAAGAAUUAAUUUAGGCGAUGAUAAACCUACUCUUUGCGAGACUAGGUUAGGGUGGAUAAUUUCUGGCCCGAUGAAUAAUAGAUUUUUUACAUCAUAUCUACCUAACCCUAUUCAAUGUAAUUACGUCAACACUAAUUCAACCACUGAUAUACAAAAUCAAGAUAUACAGAAUCAACUUGCGCGUUUUUGGAAUUUAGAAGAAGUAAAUAUUUCAAAUUUAUCUACUUAUUCACCGGAACAGAAAUUAUGUGAGGAGCAUUUUAUAAAAAACACUACUCGCUUAGAAGACGGUCGUUUUUGUGUGAGAAUCCCAUUAAAAGAAAAUCCUAGUGUUUUAGGUGAUUCUUUACAACGAGCCAAGCAGUGUUUUUUGUCUUUAGAACGCAGGCUUCUUAAACAACCAAAACUUUAUGAAAUGUACCGCGAGUUCAUGUCAGAAUAUCAGUCGUUGGGUCACAUGUCAGAAUGUGAACUUAGUUUGGAUAGUAAUGCACAUUUUAUCCCACAUCAUGGUGUGUUGCGUGAGAGCAGUGCAACCACAAAAUUAAGGGCCGUAUUUAACGCUAGUUCUUCUACCACCAGCACUAAUAUUAGUCUAAACAGUAUUCAGAUGGUAGGUCCAACGGUACAGGACGAUCUUCUGUCCAUUCUUCUGAGAUUUAGGCAACACAAGUUCGUCAUUUUAGCUGACGUGGAGAAAAUGUAUCGGCAGAUACUUGUGCAUCCUGACGAUAGGUACUUACAGCGUAUAAUAUGGCGUGACAACCCUAACCAACCACUUAAGGCAUUUGAAUUAAAUACUGUAACGUAUGGUACAGCAAGUGCGCCUUUUCUUGCUACCAGAUGCCUUAAGCAGCUAGGACUUGAAUGUAAGGACAAUCAGAUCGCUGAAAUCAUCCUUCAUGAUUUUUACGUCGAUGAUCUGUUGAGUGGCGGGGAUGAUUUGAACGUAGUGCGGAACAUUCGUAGUGAAGUAACGGCUACCCUCGCCUCUGCUCGCUUGCCACUGAGAAAGUGGAAGUCUAAUGAGCCUCAGUUAGUUUCAGAGUCCACUGAGUCCACGCAUGAUUUAAAUGUAGGCGGUAAUGAGCCAAGCAAAACAUUAGGUUUAGGAUGGCAACCUGAAUCUGAUGAGUUGCAUUUUCCGAUCGGUACUUCGAUCGCAGUGAAGGGAAACUCAAAACGUGAUAUCCUUUCUGUUAUUUCCCAGAUAUUCGAUCCAUUAGGGCUGGUCUCUCCGGUUGUUAUUAAAUUAAAAAUAAUACUGCAAAGCUUGUGGUUACAAAAUUUAUCGUGGGAUGAUCCAUUGACGCCGGAGAUUCAAGAAGCUUGGUGCGAAGCAAUUAAAAACCUGCAUGUUUUGAAUAAUCUACGUGUACCACGCCGCGUGUUAAUAGAUUCGUUCAUGCGAUUAGAAUUUCACGUAUUUUCCGACGCUUCGGAAAGGGCUUACGGUGCGUGUCUUUACGUCCGUAGCAUUGAUAGUAGUGGCAGAAUCUUAGUGCGAUUAUUACUUGCUAAGAGUAGGGUGGCACCCAUUAAAGCCACAACUAUCCCUAGGCUUGAGCUUUGCGGGGCUCAGGUUGCAGCUAAGCUGUAUGAAAAGGUUAUCAGCUCGCUAAGAGUCAAAGCAGCGUGUACCGUUUUUUGGACCGACUCCACUAUUGUAUUGGGUUGGCUUAAGAUGUUGCCAAGUAAGUUACACACAUUUGUUCGUAAUCGCGUCGGAGAUAUUUUAGAAAAGACCGGUGAUUGCGUAUGGCGACACGUUCCUACUGAGGAAAACCCAGCGGAUUAUGUGUCACGUGGUGUUAGUGUUGACACUAUUCAGUCUCUCGAUAUGUGGUGGUCAGGACCAACUUUUUUGAAGGAGCCUAAUAGCUAUUGGCCUUCUACGUCAGUACGUUCCGAUUCGCUACCCGAAACGCGUACUGAAUUGUCAUGUUUAGUUAAGACGGAAAAUCCAUCUGAAUUUAUUGAAUUUGAUCGUUUUUCUAAUUUCAAUAGGCUUAGACGUGCAGUAGCGUAUAUGCUACGUUUUGUUGAAGCAUGUAGAGGACGACGCGCUACAACCAAUUUUCUCACUGAAACUGAAUUAAAUAAUUCAUUAAACGUCAUUAUUCGCACAUCUCAGAAGGAAUCCUUUACCGAGUAUGAUCUUUUAUUGAAUAAGAAAAACUUGCCUGCGAAGAGUGCUUUAUUAAAAUUCAACGUGUUUUUAGAUGAGAAUAAUUUAAUGCGAGUUGGCGGUCGUAUCAGAAACUCAGAUUUUUCGUAUGAUAAAAAACAUCCUUUAAUUUUACAGUCCACUCAUCGAUUUACUCAGUUAUUAUUUAAAUACGAACAUACGAAGCUCAUGCACGCUGGGCCACAAUUAUUGUUGGCAUCGAUCAGAGAGGUUUACUGGCCAAUCGGUGGCCGUAAUUUAGCCAAAUCUACUUAUCGUCGUUGCAUUAGAUGCACGCGAAUGAAAGGAAGUGUUGUAGCUCCUAUUAUGGGUGACUUACCGCGACGGCGUCUUAUUCCCGGUGGUUACCCCUUUGAAACCGUUGGCGUUGACUAUGCGGGCCCUAUAUCUUCCGCAAGUCGUCAAGGACGUGGUUGUCGUAUUGUGAAGGUGUACAUCGCCAUUUUUAUAUGUUUUACUACAAAGGCCAUUCAUUUGGAAUUGGUGGGAGACUUGACAAGUAAUAGCUACAUUCUAACUCUCCGCCGACUAGUGGCUCGUCGAGGAAAACCACGCCAUCUGUAUUCUGAUAACGGAAGUUCAUUUGUUGGAGCGUACAACAGUCUAUCUAAGUUUUUGCAACAAAAUUCUGACUCACUGUCCAGUGAGCUUUCAAAUGAAGGAAUAAAUUUCCACUUUAUUCCGGGGUAUUCUCCACAUUUUGGCGGUAUUUGGGAGGCGGGGGUGAAAUCCACAAAAUUUCAUUUAUUGCGGGUGCUAGGCAAUUGUCAUUUAACUUUCGAAGAAUUGUAUACGACUUUAACACAAAUUGAGGCAAUUUUAAAUUCGCGACCACUCACUCCUUUGUCUUCGCAUCCAGAAGAUUUGACCCCACUGACCCCCGGCCAUUUUUUAAUUGGACGUCCACUCACAGCGAUUCCGACUGAAGAUUACCAAGACGGCAAAGCGGACACACAUCUUACGAGAUACCAACGGAUUGAGCAACUCCGGCAGCAUUUCUGGGCACGAUGGAGCAAGGAGUACGUUUCGGAACUGCAGAAACGUACAAAAUGGCAGACACCAUACCACUCAUUGGAACUCAAUUCGUUGGUCCUUCUGAAGGAGGAAAACCUGCCUCCGUUAAAGUGGAAACUGGGACGAAUUGUGGCACUUUUUCCCGGCCCAGAUCAAGUCGCACGAGUGGCUGACGUGAAAACCGCCAGUGGGAUCGUAAGAAGAUCGUUUACUCGGAUUUGUCCGUUACCAAUUAGUGAUGUAAAUUAAAGUGGUUGACGGCGCAGCCCUCAACGCCCGGGGGCAUGUUCAAGAUAGCGCCUGACAAAAGUGCGGAGCAAAUGAACAACUCUUUAUUUUAACUAUGUUUUGUUUUUUUUUCUUGUUGUCAUAAGAAACUGAGCUGUCAGUACUGUAAUUCUUUUCUGUGCUUUAAAAAAUAAUUAAAUUCAGUCCUGUGAAUUCGAAACCAAGUUGUUUUAAUAUUUUGAGCCACGAAGUGU
Maniola jurtina (meadow brown) is the source of this 5061-nucleotide messenger RNA. RefSeq lists its product as uncharacterized. The coding region runs from base 662 to 4828 and encodes 1388 amino acids. The record is from RefSeq and is a predicted model, not a curated record. Gene Ontology annotation, molecular function: nucleic acid binding. NCBI's taxonomy places the organism in Eukaryota, Metazoa, Arthropoda, Insecta, Lepidoptera, Nymphalidae. Gene Ontology annotation, biological process: DNA integration. The transcript is spliced from 2 exons.